This is a messenger RNA of Entelurus aequoreus (snake pipefish), 2047 nucleotides long. Its product is annotated as dnaJ homolog subfamily C member 7-like. Bases 87 to 1580 code for a protein of 497 amino acids. The record is from RefSeq and is a predicted model, not a curated record. NCBI's taxonomy places the organism in Eukaryota, Metazoa, Chordata, Actinopteri, Syngnathiformes, Syngnathidae. The transcript has 14 exons. Gene Ontology annotation, molecular function: protein binding.
ACAAGGACGCUCGCUCGUGACCUACAAAAAAAAGCAAGUGUCACACGGAAAUGACGUCACGUCGUGUUCGUCCUUUCUAGAAAAAAAUGGCGGCUGUUGACAUCGACGUGCCGGUGGAUGCGGACUUUCUGCUUCACAAUCAAGACGACCUCGAACGUCAAGCCGAAGGCUUUAAAGAACAAGGCAAUGCAUUCUACAGCAAGAAGGACUACUCAGAGGCUUUCAAUUACUACACCAAGGCCAUUGAUGCCUGUCCCAAAAAUGCCAGCUAUUACGGCAACAGAGCAGCCACCCUCAUGAUGCUGUGCCGCUUCCGGGAGGCCCUGGAAGAUUCCCAGCAGGCUGUGCGGCUGGACGACUGCUUCAUGAAGGGUCAUUUACGCGAGGGCAAGUGCCACCUGUCUCUGGGGAACGCCAUGGCUGCCAGUCGCUGCUUUCAGAAGGUUCUUGAAAUGGAGCCAAGUAACAGAGAGGCCGAGCAGGAGAACAAGAAUGCGGAAACUUUGCUGGAGUUUGAGAGACUGGCAGAAUUUGGCUUUGAAAAGAGAGACUUCAGAAAGGUGGUGUACUGUAUGGAUCGGGCCCUAGCUCUAGCUUCUGCCUGCCAGCGCUUCAAAAUCCUCAAGGCCGAGUGUCUGGCUCUGCUUGGACGUUAUCCUGAAGCUCAGUCUGUCGCAAGUGAUAUCCUGCGUAUGGAUUCCACAAACGCAGACGCUCUUUACGUUCGAGGCUUGUGUCUCUACUAUGAGGACUGCAUCGAUAAAGCCGUACAGUUCUUUGUCCAGGCUCUGCGCAUGGCACCUGAUCAUGAAAAGGCCCGACUUGCUUGCAGGAAUGCCAAAGCAUUGAAAGCCAAAAAAGAGGAGGGAAAUCUGACAUUUAAGAACAACAACUAUGAUGCCGCUUAUCAGCUGUACACUGAAGCUCUCGGGAUAGACCCCAACAACAUCAAGACAAACGCCAAACUCUACUGCAACAGAGCCACCGCAGGAGUAAAGCUGAAUAAACUGAAUCAAGCUAUUGAUGACUGCACCAGUGCCAUUAAACUAGAUGACAGCUACAUCAAAGCUUACUUGAGAAGAGCUCAGUGCUUCAUGGACACAGAACAAUACGAAGAGGCCAUACGCGACUAUGAAAAAGUGUACCAGACCGAAAAAACGGCAGACCACAAGCAACUGCUGAAAAUGGCCAAGUUGGAGCUGAAGAAGAGCAAGAGGAAAGACUACUACAAGGUGCUGGGAAUAGGAAAGAACGCCACAGAGGACGAGAUCAAGAAAGCCUAUCGUAAACGAGCCCUGAUGCAUCACCCAGACCGCCACAGUGCGGCCACUCCCGAGGUGCAAAAAGAUGAGGAGAAGAAAUUCAAGGAAGUAGGCGAGGCCUUCACCAUUUUAUCCGACCCUAAAAAGAAGACCAGAUACGACAAUGGCCAUGACCUUGCUGACGACGGCUCCCUCGAUGGCGGAGAUUUUGAUGCAAACAACAUCUUCAGAGCCUUCUUUGGUGGUCAUGGUGGAGGCUUUUCAUUUGAUUCCAAUGCAGACUCUGGACCUGGAAAUUUCUUCUUCCAGUUUGGUUAAAGAGAAAAAAGGACCACAAAAUUAAAAACUAGCCCUCCAAUGUACAGUAUCAAGAUGAUGGUCCCACAAGUGACCCGAAGACUCCUGCAGCUUUUUGGAUUGACUGCUAUAAAUGUACACCUUGCAUUGAUGCUUGAAAACAACAACAACAACAAUGCUUUUUAAGUAACAAAAUGAGCACCAUCGGAGCAUGUUGCCAAAUUGAAAAUAACUGAUUUGUAUGUUAAACCUCUCCUGGAAAUAGAAUCAUCCUAUUUCAUUACUAUGAUACAAUGUGGUUAUUUUUGUUGUUUUUGUCCUCAAGGGACAGUCGAUAAACUGACCUCAGGACACUCAAACAACAGUCCAGGUUUUACUGGCUCAUUUGCCAGAUUUGAAAUCUUCCUUUUCUUCUCAUGCUGCAAUGUAUAUUUGACUUGAAUGUAAAGUCCUUAAAUGUUCAUAAAUGUUUCUCUUUUUUCUCUCAA